AUGAGCCUGACAGCGCUAGCAAACGGAACAUACACAAUCUCCUCACUGGUGGGGUCCGAUAUCUUCUACCUCCAAUUCCGAGAUAGCGCACCCGGUUCAAGACUUCGUGGUCGACCUUACUCCGGGGAUGACUCCCAGCACUGGGAAAUCAGAACCUCCGAACUCCCAAACCAAUAUACGAUCCUCAACGCGCUCUAUCGCGUGCAUGUCACGUAUCCUCAGGCUCCACCGGCCGAAGGAGAGUUUCCAACGCUCGAAUCUGGAUCAGCACCACAAAAGUGGUUCAUCUUCUCCUCCCAAAAUGGCUAUACGAUAUCAGAUAAUGCGAACAGGACAUCCGUAUGGAACAUCGCAGGAGGUGCAAUCGUCGACCACGCCAACAUCAUCCUCUACGACUACCACGAAUUCGCCGAAAACGAGCUCUGGAACAUCGUACCACGGGGUUCCAAUACCACAAGCGAAGGUCCAGCAACAGUUACGGUCUUCAAACCGCUCACCCGCCUGGCCCCGCGUACAAGCACGUCAUCCGCAUUGCAAAGCCCUAGCCCUCCCACGGAUACCGCCAGUAACGAGACCGAGAUCAGUGGGGCGCUCGCAGUGCGGGGCUGGGGAUUUACAAUGGUCCUUAGUGUUGUGAUUUCGAUACUUUAUACUGCUAUGGGGCCCAUCGUGGUUUGA
Messenger RNA from Coprinopsis cinerea okayama7#130, 678 nucleotides. RefSeq lists its product as hypothetical. NCBI's taxonomy places the organism in Eukaryota, Fungi, Basidiomycota, Agaricomycetes, Agaricales, Psathyrellaceae. The transcript is spliced from 5 exons. The coding region runs from base 1 to 678 and encodes 225 amino acids. The record is from RefSeq and is a predicted model, not a curated record.